Molecule: messenger RNA, 1792 nt
Organism: Brassica napus (rape)
Lineage: Eukaryota; Viridiplantae; Streptophyta; Magnoliopsida; Brassicales; Brassicaceae
Product: G-type lectin S-receptor-like serine/threonine-protein kinase RLK1
Exons: 2
Coding region: 85-1485 (466 amino acids)
Source: RefSeq, a predicted model, not a curated record
UCUUCUACGUUUGAUUGGUAACAAACAUAUCACCACACAAACAAACAAACACUCUUAUCAUCUCUACAUCUUCGCUUGAACAAAAUGGGUGUUAUCUCUUGUUGGAUACUCCAAGUUGUUCUUGUUUUACAACUACAAGUACUUGUCGUUUUGUCUCAGAACAUCAUCAGCGGAUCUGUUCCUGUCGGAGAAUCUCUGACCGCUUCAGAAUCCCAACAAUUCUCCAGUUCAUGGCUUUCCCCUUCUGGUGACUUUGCUUUUGGCUUCCGCAAGAUUCAACCAAACGAUGGUUUCACUCUCUCCAUAUGGUUCGACAAGAUUCCUGACAAGACGAUUGUGUGGUAUGCACAAACCGUCAACACAACCACCGGUCUUGUCCCUGAGGGUUCGAAGGUUACGCUAACCGCAGAUCGUGGUCUUGUCCUUACUGACCCUGGAGGUCAGCAGCUCUGGAGCUCUUCACUUCCUCAAACUAGGAGCUCUGUUUCUCGAGGGCUAAUAACAGACGCCGGAAACUUACGUCUGUUAAGUGAAGAUUCAGAUGUAGCUUUAUGGUCUAGCUUCGCUAAUCCCACCGACACUCUGUUACCUAGUCAAAGUAUUGAAGUUAGAGGGAAUCUCUCAUCUCGCCUCAAAGAGACUAGCUUCCAGAAAGGAAGAUUCAGGCUACGUUUAGGUGACGAUGGAGAUCUUCAGCUUCUUACUCUCAACAGCGAGACGCUAGCAGAAACAGAUGUAUACUUUUCGUACUACUCAAGUAACACAAAAGACCCUCAUAAUCCCGGGAAUCGAUUGGUUUUCAACGAGACAGGCUACAUGUAUGUAGUAAUGAACGACAAUACAACGAGAUUCUAUGUCAACAAUAAAGAUCCAGUACCGUCCAAAGACUUUUAUCACCGUGCCGUUUUACAUUUCGACGGGGUUUUCUCUCAGUACUAUCAUCCCAAGAGGCAAGGGGUUAAUAAUAGUGAUAAUGGAUGGUCUCUGGCUUGGUCUGAACCAGAGAAUAUAUGUGCAAAGAGGUUUGGACCGUAUCUUGAUGCUAAUGAGCUUGGGAAUCUAGCUUGUGGGUUUAAUAAUAUAUGCAUUUUAGGAGAUAAUAAUAGGCCAAGAUGUGAAUGCCCCAAGAGGUUUUUGUUGGUGGAUCCAGAUGACGAGUAUGGUGAUUGUAAACCUGAUUUUGAGAUGCAAAUUUGUGGACGAGAGAGUAACCAAACAGCAGCAGCGGACCAGGAUGCAAAUCUCUACGAGUUUGUGACUUUGAGGAUGACAAAUUGGCCGUCAGGGGAUUACAAGAGGUAUUCAAAUUAUGAUGAAGAAAGGUGUAAAGCAACUUGUCUCAAGGACUGUUUUUGUGGAGCAGUGGUGCUUGGAAAAGAUAAAUUAUGUUGGAAGAAGAAGUUUCCAUUGUCUUAUGGCAUUAGAGAUACGAAUGGUGAGAGUGAUACAUUCAUUAAGGUUCUUAAACUUGGAUCACGAUCCUGAUAUGUUAGAACUUCAGGAUAUCGUGCCCCUCUCUAAUACUAAGGUUCAGAAGUUAUAUGUUUAUCUCUGUUGUGGAAGGCGAGAAUUUUAAAGAGAAAGCGAAUCGAGGUAUAUAUGGUUUUCGUGUAUGAAGCUCACAAAAUCAAGAACAUCAUCAUGACAAGUUGAGCAUAGCUUAUUUUGUCUGAUUUCUGUUAGUUAUAAAAAUUGUUAUCUCGUAAUUACAUAACGUAGUUUUUAUUUCAAGAUAACGUAUUAACAUUAUGGUUUAAUUACAAAAUUAUAACGAUGGGAAUUUAUUUUUUUA